CAUCAUUCACUAAACUGGACACGCUGGUAAACUCCUGGCCUGCAGCUGCACAUUUUCAGGUGGUGAAGUGUCUGUGAACAAUAGUGCCAUGCAGGGUCUGUGAUCUUCGUUUCUUGUAUUCUAUUGCAAUAUUAGGAGUCUGUACCUUGGGGCCCGGUCGCAAGAUGUGGAUCUCCAGUGCCUGGUCAUCAGUAUGGCUGCUGGCUGCAUGUGCAGUCGGUGUGCGAGGGGCUGUCGAGGCAGACUCCUCUAUGAAGAGUAUUCCUCUGCGCACGCACAGUCUGGCACCUCCAUACCUUGACUCCGACAUGUCAAGUCGAUGGUUCGACUUUGGCGGCGACACCAUAAUACGAACAGACCAGUACAUUCGAUUAGCAUCAGAUUUACCUUCACAAUCUGGCUGGCUCUUCUCCAGAAUACCACUCACCGCGACGAAUUGGGAGAUUGAAUUUGAGUUCUCAAUAGAGGGGAAGGGACAUCUACAUGGCGACGGAUUUGCUCUAUGGGUCACAAAAGAGAGAGCUCAGCCAGGUCCAGUGUUUGGACAUGCCGAUAGAUUCGAGGGACUAGGACUGUUCUUCGACACAUACAAGAACAACCGACCUGGCGUUGUGUUCCCCUAUGUGAUGGCUAUGAUGGGAGAUGGCAAAACCACCUAUGAUUCCGCGAAUGAUGGCAAAGCCAAUGAGAUCGGAGGAUGUUCGGCUCGAGGACUGCGCGGCGCUUCGAUCCCGACCAAAGCGAAACUGACUUAUUUCCAAGACAAGUCGCUGUCACUGCAACUACAAUACAAGGCCACAGACUCGUGGAUCGAUUGUUUCAGCUUGGAAUCGACCGCAGAUGUACCUCUGAAGAUGCCUAACACUGCCUAUCUCGGUUUCAGCGCCCAUACUGGCGAGUUGUCGGACAAUUUCGACAUUAUCAGCGUAGAGACGAGGAACUUGUACAACCCUGUGGCCGCGAACACAGGCAGGGCUCAAGCCGCCGCUGCUAGAGCCAGCGGACGAGGGAGACCCGAUAAGAAGAAGGGUGGAUGGGGAUGGUUUUUCUUCAAGGUGCUGUUGUUUGGUGGCCUUGUGGGUGGCGCUUACGUCGGAUACAACAAGUACAAGCAAAAACAGCGGUACAGUGGAUUCUAGACGCUUCCUUGGCUGAGGGCAAUAGCAGGCAAAAAGCGCAUGUGUACCAUCAAGCAUCAGCAGAAAAUUGACUGCCGAGCUGAUAGCGAGGAAAGGGCUUUGUGUCACACUUGUCUGACAUGCAGCACCACGUCUUUCCCAGUAGGCUGCUAUUGUGAAGCUGUUCAGCUACUCUGAUCAGUGUGAGAUAGUACAGCAUGUUCAAAGAACAUCAUGCGCAAGUGUGUGGGUAUGUACCUUGGGUAUUACUCCAUGUUCUGUAUUAGCCUUGCAUCACAUGAUCGUCAUCACAUUAGCGCGACUGAUCUUCCAAGGCUAUCUGCAGAUUUAAUAACCACCAAUCAAAGCAAUGCAAC
Molecule: messenger RNA, 1495 nt
Organism: Exophiala xenobiotica
Lineage: Eukaryota; Fungi; Ascomycota; Eurotiomycetes; Chaetothyriales; Herpotrichiellaceae
Exons: 3
Coding region: 165-1139 (324 amino acids)
Biological process (GO): endoplasmic reticulum to Golgi vesicle-mediated transport; Golgi organization; endoplasmic reticulum organization
Cellular component (GO): COPII-coated ER to Golgi transport vesicle; endoplasmic reticulum-Golgi intermediate compartment; endoplasmic reticulum membrane
Molecular function (GO): D-mannose binding
Source: RefSeq, a predicted model, not a curated record